AUGAACAGAGGGAGCUAAAAUCAUCACCACCAUCACCAUAAUCAUCAUUUAUAGGAUUAAAAUGAAUCUUAAGCUUAAAAUAAUAAUAGCUUUUAAGAUUACUUGCAAAACAGCGCUCAUAAUUUGUCAUUCACAAAUUUACACUAAAAUACAAGCUUUGAUAUGGAUCAGGAGAAUAAUCACAACCACAACCAUAUACCUGCUCACAACAUGCCUCUUUCUCCAGCUCAUAGAAGCACAAACUAUAUUCCUCAAAGCUUUUUAUCCAAACCCUUUGAAGAUAACACUUAUGACGAUGUUGAAUAAAGGUCUCAGCAAUGGAAGCUGAAUUGGACUUAGUAACACAACAGCAACAACAAUCCUAAUACUCCUAUAGCUAGCAACACAGCUCAACUUUAAAAUUUUGAUAUUGCUCCAGCUGGCGCUUAAAAUUAAUAGGCUAAAGACUCUUUAUGGGAUAGUAAUUAUAUUGGUGAUCACCAUGCAAAUAAUGCUUUAAAUCCUGAUUUAGAAUUAGCAUCUAGUGCUGUAAUUAACAAUUUCAGUGGAGUUUUGAAUGAUAAUGCCUUAUUUAAUGAUGCAAAAGAUACUCCUAUGCACAAUCGUCAUUCAUACAGAUAAAAUAGUCUUCAUGAAAAUUUUGGUAUGGACAUGGAAGAAGAUUUCCACCCUAGCCAUAAUAGAUUUAAUCAAAACUAAAUGGAUAUUGAAGCUUUCGAUUAGAAUGGAACUCCUAAUUUAUUUAAAAAGAAUGCAGCAAAUAUUAUUAUGAAUUAUGAUAAUUAUUAAUAAUCUAUUAAGGUCAGUGAUAUAGUAAAAACUCCUUAUAAAAACUCCUCUUCUAUAAAUAAUAACAAUAACAACCACCUCAUAGAUUCAAUAACUAAUAAAAUACAACAAAGCAAACCUUUUAAUUAUUUAUUUAACCACGCUGGCGAUCACCUUAAUAAUGAUUUUAGAUUUAGUCCUAUUAAAUCAACAAAAAAUAUCCCUUUUGUAACUCCAAGCUACUUCGCUGAUAAAUAUGAAUCAGGAUACAAUCAUUUUGGUGAUCUGGCUGCUGCAUCUGAUGACUUCCCAUCUCCUAAGAUGGAAGAGUUAUAAUAAGCUUAAAAAUAAAAUAAUAAUCAAUCAGGAAAUAGUAAUCCUUAAAGCACAAAUACUAAUUAAAAUAAUACUGCUAAUCCUUAGCAAUCAGCUUAACCUUGUGUCUGUAAUUGUAAAAAGACAAAAUGUUUAAAGCUAUAUUGUGAAUGCUUUGCUAAACUUGGAUAUUGUGGUGAAGGAUGUCAUUGCCAUGAAUGCAAAAAUAGACCUGAAAAUGAAGAUGAAAGGUAAAACGCUAUACAGGAAGCUAAAUCAAGAAAUAAUGACGCUUUCUAGCCAAAAACAGAAUCGGAGCAAGAGAGAAAAAAUAAAGCAAAUAAUGAACAGAUGAAAAAGGGAUGCAAUUGCAGAAAAACUAAGUGCUUAAAGAAAUAUUGCGAAUGCUUUAAUGCUGGUACAUAUUGCAACAAUAUGUGCAAGUGCGAUAGUUGCGAAAAUCAUCCUAGAAAUGCUGCUCUCAUCCUUUAAAAGAAGAAUGGUUCGUGCGGUCCUUAAAUGGCUUCUAAUAUUAUACAACACCACCCAACUGAAACUGUUCCUCCUGGUUUGGUAGUUUCACAAUAUAAUUAGGGUGGCUAUUUCUAAAAUGCUUAUGGCUAAUUAAAUCUUCAUUAGCAUGUUUAGUCACAGCACAGCAGAAACUAAUAAGAUUCUCAUUACUUGCAUCCAAGUUAAUUAUAUAAGUCAAACAAGCUAUAAGGCAGAAUCCUAUUUGAUGAUAAUAACGAAGAAUCAGAUCCAAAUAAUGUUUACAAUAAGCAAAGCAAAGAAGUCAGUAGGUAUUUGCUUAAUAAAAUGAGAAAAUAAAAGAAGCCUAUAAUAAAGAACAGAAGAGAAGGACUUGAAAACUCAGAUGAAGAGAUUGAGAACCAGUCAUAAGAUUUGUCUUCUUAAUAAUCAUUCACUCUCUUAAGAGCAAGCAAGCGUGCAAGUAACAACGAUCAAAAUAUAAUAUCAAAGGAUUUGGACAUUUCUGAUGAGGAGUAUUAGUAGUAAAAGUAAAUAGAGGAUAUGGAAAAAAAGCUCAAACAGAUAUAGUAGAUGUAGCUUUUGCUAUAGUAGUAGUAGUAGCUCCUUAAAUAAGAGUAAGAGAAAAUCUUAAAUUCUAACUAAAAUAUCAAUAAAGACUAAUAAGAGAAUCAUAAGUUAAACAAUGGUUAAAGUUCUCCUCAUUAAAUCUUAGACAGCAAAUUAAAGAAGUAGAAGGAAGAACUAGAAUAAUAAUUCAAUGCUAACGGCUGGAUUAAUAAUGACUCAUCUCAGCAAAGAUUUAUAUCUCCUCCUUCAAGCAAUUUUAAUAAUAAGGAUGAAGAUAUAGACGAAGAGGAAUGCUGUGGAGAUAAAGACAAAGAGGAAUAAGAGCAAGUAAAGGCACACUAAAUUCUCAAUGGCAUAAAGAAAAACAAAAAGAAGCAUUUAAAGAAAAAAGAAUAGCUCUCAGAAGAAAAAAAGCAUCAAUAAAAAGAGAAAGUGGUUGCAUUUGCCAAAGAAAAGUAUACUUCUUACGAUGAAGACCAAGAAAGUUCUGUCUCCUACUCAAAUUAUAGCACUUUAACUUAAUUUAAUUAGCAGAAUAGCAAUCAAUAAUAAGCUAACUCUCAAUUCAGAAGCAGAUUAAACUCAGAAAAUUACGAAUAAAUUCGCCAAAAAAGCAUUUAGUAUAACUGUCAAUUCUCUUUACUCAGCUCAAAUCCUACUAAGUGUUCUUCUAAUUUAUUUGACCCUUCAUCCUAUUCCAGAUAAAACGAAGAACUGUACAAUAAAGAAUUUUUCCCCUUUUAAUCCUAGAGAAUCAAAAAGAAUUCAGCUCACAUAAUAAAAGCUCCAUGA
Tetrahymena thermophila SB210 is the source of this 2937-nucleotide messenger RNA. RefSeq names its product tesmin TSO1-like CXC domain protein. NCBI's taxonomy places the organism in Eukaryota, Ciliophora, Oligohymenophorea, Hymenostomatida, Tetrahymenidae. Gene Ontology annotation, biological process: regulation of DNA-templated transcription. The transcript is spliced from 2 exons. The record is from RefSeq and is a predicted model, not a curated record. Gene Ontology annotation, cellular component: nucleus.